AUGCCUUUCUCUUCCCCUUUCUCUUUAGGAGAGAAAGGAGGUCUGGUCUCUGUUGGGUACGGAGAUGACGACUUCACACGCCUGGAUGGGGACGAGGACGGGUAUGAGGAAGAGGAUGAUGAGAACAGCAGGCAGUCAGAAGAUGACGAUUCAGAGACUGAAAAACCUGAGGCUGGUGACCUAAAGGAAUUCUCAGAACUGGAGAAAAGAGAUCCUCAGGAGCUGGUUGCUUCUUUUUCAGAGCGAGUGCGGAACAUGUCUCCAGAUGAGAUCAAAAUCCCUCCUGAGCCUCCUGGCAGAUGUUCUAACCACUUGCAGGAUAAAAUUCAAAAGCUCUAUGAGAGGAAAAUAAAAGAGGGCAUGGAUAUGAACUACAUCAUUCAGAGGAAAAAGGAGUUCCGCAACCCCAGCAUCUAUGAAAAGCUGAUCCAGUUUUGUUCAAUUGAUGAACUUGGGACAAAUUACCCAAAGGACAUGUUUGAUCCUCAUGGCUGGUCAGAGGAUUCCUAUUAUGAAGCACUAGCUAAAGCCCAGAAGAUUGAAAUGGACAAACUGGAGAAGGCCAAGAAGGAACGCACCAAGAUUGAGUUUGUGACUGGCACUAAAAAGGGUACAACAACAAGUGCCACUUCUACAACAACCACAACAGCCAGCACCACUGUGGGAGAUGCCCAGAAGAGGAAGAGCAAGUGGGACUCGGCCAUCCCUGUAACAACGAUAGCUCAGCCCACCAUCCUCACCACUACUGCAACACUGCCAGGGGUUGUCACAGUGACAACCAGCGCGAGCGGAUCCAAAACUACAGUCAUAUCAGCUGUUGGCACCAUCGUGAAAAAGGCAAAGCAGUGA
This is a messenger RNA of Chaetura pelagica (chimney swift), 849 nucleotides long. RefSeq names its product SAP30 binding protein (gene SAP30BP). Gene Ontology annotation, biological process: regulation of DNA-templated transcription. The transcript is spliced from 10 exons. Lineage: Eukaryota; Metazoa; Chordata; Aves; Apodiformes; Apodidae. Bases 1 to 849 code for a protein of 282 amino acids. Gene Ontology annotation, cellular component: nucleus. The record is from RefSeq and is a predicted model, not a curated record.